CUGUUUACUUGCUGCAAGCGGCCUCUUAUUGCGAAGUUUCCUUUCAACCACUCUUGUUUGCAAGUCCGAGUAGCCCAGCACGGGGAACAGUCGACAACAAACAAUGUCCACCCCCAAAGAAGUCGGCCCUCUGCCGGUCGUCUCCCCGACCGACGGCUCCGAAGACAACUCCAGCGACAAGCAAGCCUCGCACGACAAGGAAAAGACCGCGGGCGCCGACGAUCCCACCCCCGAGGACGAGCACGAUGUGAACAAGGACGUUGAGCUUCAGCAUGGCGUGGCAAAGAUUCAGGCCAUCACCAAGGCGUGGACCUUUAAAUACCUCAUGUUGACAUAUGUCUUGAUCUACCUCUCGUCGUACUGCCACUCGAUGCAGCAAAACAUGAACUCCAACCUUGGCCCCUAUGUCACGUCUGCGUUUUCCCGACACGGCCUCCUGGCCACGGUGGGCAUCGUAGCACGACUCAGCUCCGGCAUUGCGCAGAUCCCCAUGGCCAAGAUAGGGGACAUUUGGGGCCGCAUGGAGAUUUACAUUCUAGUGCACGGUCUCACUUCUUUUGGCCUCAUGCUCAUGGCCGUCUCCAACAGCAUCGAGACGUACGCGGCAGCCAACGUCUUUUGGUCCGUGGGCAGCGCCGGCGUCGGCUUCGUGCACACGGUUCUCAUCUCGGACCUGACGUCGCUGCGGAACCGCAUGAUCAUCUACUCGAUCAACUCGACCGCCUACAUCGGCAACGCCUUUGCCGGCCCCAUCGUGGCCGAGCUGUUCCUAAAACAGAGCAGCUUCCGCUGGGCGUUUGGCGCCUUUGCCAUCAUCUUUCCCUUCUUUGGCGCCUCCAUCUGCGUGGUGCUCUGGCUGAAUCUGCGCAGGGCCAAGAGGCAGGGGCUCGUGCCGGUGCGGCCGAGCAGCGGCAGGACGACGGUGCAGUCUGUCGUUUUCUACCUGAACGAGUUUGACGUCGUCGGAAUGAUACUCCUCUGCGGAGGUCUUUCCAUCUUCCUUUUGCCGUUCAGCAUCGUGUCCUACAGCCCGUACGGAUGGACGUCGGCAUACAUCAUCUUCAUGAUCAUCUUUGGAUUCUUUCUCGUGAUUGCCUUUGCUUUCUGGGAGAGAAACUAUGCAGUCACACCCUUGGUCCCGUGGAAGAGCCUCAACGACCGAACUAUACUGGGAGCUGCCCUCACCGCUGGCAUUCUUUUUGCUAGUGCUGGAACUUGGGACUCGUACUUUUCCUCGUACCUACAGGUGGUCCAUCAACAGUCAAUCUCCCAGGCCGGCUUCAUCUCCAACAUCUACACCAUUGCCUCGUGUACCUGGGGCCCUAUAGUCGGCUACCUCAUCCGCCUCACCAACCACUACAAGUGGAUCGCCAUGUCGGCCGUCCCCGUGGCCCUCCUCUCGACCGGGCUGCUCAUCCACUUCCGCACGCCCGACACUUACAUCGGCUACGUCAUCAUGUGCCAGGUGCUCAAGGCGUGCGCCAACGGCACCAUCAUCAUCUGCGAGCAGCUGGCCGUCAUGUCGGUGGUGUCGCACAACCAGGUCGCCGUCAUGCUGGCCCUGAUCGGGCUCGCCACCUCGGUCGGCUCCUCCGUCGGCCGCGCCAUCUCGGGCGGCAUCUGGACGAACCAGCUCCUGCCGCUGCUGAUCGAGAAGCUGCCCGAGGACGCGAGGGCCAACGCCACCGUCAUCUACGGCUCGCUGCCCGUCCAGCUGUCGUACCCCUUUGGCAGCCCCGCCAGGAACGCCAUCGUCGCCGCCUAUGGCGACGUGCAGAGGAAGAUGGUCAUUGCCGGCGCUUGUCUGAUGCCCCUCGCCCUGGGAGCCGUCUUCUUGUGGAGGAACGUCAAUGUCAAAAAGACCAAGCAGACCGCUGGUCAGGUGUGGUAGGCGUCGUUGCGGUUCCGGUCCGCAUUGCCGUCUGUCAUUUGUUUGUGAGACAUUGCUAAAGUGGGAUGCUGUAAUUCGGACACGGCGCUUACUAAAGUACACAAUUUUCUGUGAAUCAAUACAUUUUGCGCGUAGCUCUGCAAGUAAAUGACAC
Pyricularia oryzae 70-15 is the source of this 2045-nucleotide messenger RNA. RefSeq lists its product as uncharacterized. Gene Ontology annotation, molecular function: transmembrane transporter activity. Bases 104 to 1891 code for a protein of 595 amino acids. NCBI's taxonomy places the organism in Eukaryota, Fungi, Ascomycota, Sordariomycetes, Magnaporthales, Pyriculariaceae. The record is from RefSeq and is a predicted model, not a curated record. Gene Ontology annotation, biological process: transmembrane transport. The transcript is spliced from 6 exons.